Fusarium odoratissimum NRRL 54006 is the source of this 3335-nucleotide messenger RNA. RefSeq lists its product as uncharacterized. Bases 89 to 2356 code for a protein of 755 amino acids. The record is from RefSeq and is a predicted model, not a curated record. The transcript is spliced from 7 exons. Lineage: Eukaryota; Fungi; Ascomycota; Sordariomycetes; Hypocreales; Nectriaceae. Gene Ontology annotation, biological process: DNA-templated transcription; regulation of DNA-templated transcription. Gene Ontology annotation, molecular function: zinc ion binding; DNA-binding transcription factor activity, RNA polymerase II-specific; DNA binding.
UGCAUUCAUACUCGUCGAAAACCCCUUAUCUCAUAGUGAGCUCCCUAUUUGAUUCAAUACGUAACCGUCAGUUACAGACCUAGUGGUUAUGGAGCAUCGAAGACGCGUCUCCCGAGCGUGCGAUGAAUGUCGUCGAUUGAAAGAGAAAUGUGAAAGCGGCUUCCCGUGCCGCAGGUGUUCCCAUCUCCAACGGCCAUGUAGAUACACAGAUCCGACCCCGAAACCUCGUGAGUUUCGUGCCUACGUACCGAGAGAAAGCCGUCGGAGACCAGAUACGAGCCAGCUGAUUGAACGUUCAAAACACAUGGAACGGAUAUUACGGCGCACCAUGCCAGGAGUCCCGCUUGACACCGAGAACCUCUCCAAUAUAGCAGACAGACUCGACGCCGAGCAUCAGAGUCUAAAUCCGGCCUCAGAUGGUCCGAGGGACUUGGAAGGGCUGGGGGACAAUUUGGAAGCGUUGGAGAUCGAUGAUGAGGCGUGUACAAUGCAACCAGUUGGAGAUACGACAGCGCAUUUCUCAGGGGAAUUCUCGUAUUGGAACUUCUCCAUGCGUGUCAAAAACCUAAUCGAGAGCCAGAUACAAGAGCCGGAGAGCCGCCGAGAGGGCAAUAGUCAAAAUGAUGACCCGGAUGCUUUUCCACGUGCGCAUCAUCUACGUCCUGGGCAUAAUCACUUGUCGGAAGCCAUAUCAUCGUUCCCCCCUGCAAACAUAUCAAACUUCCUGGUGACAGUCUUUUUCAAGUUCGCAGAGAGCUAUCUCUUCUUUAUUGAAGAGAGCUGGGUCUUUGAGAAAUUAGAUCUGCUCUAUAAGAGCCCUCAAGGUCUGUCCCAAGCUGGUAGUGAAGUGACGGUCAGCAUCCUCCUGACAGUCCUUGCCAUUGGAACGCAAUACGCUCAUCUUGAACACGCCAACGGUUCUGAAAACACCUCGACGUCAGGCCUCUUGGAGGAAGAGAUAGGCGCCAUGUUUUAUCAACAAGCAAUUCGGCUGCUCCCCGAAAUCAUUGAGAUCUCGUCCCUCGAAAGUGUGCAGGCAUGCCUGUUGUUUGGAUACUAUUCCCUGCCGAUUGACGCUUCUGGCCUGGGGUUCAUCUACGUUAACCUGGCUACUAGGCUGGGGAUACAGAAUGGCAUGCAUCGAAAAUGCAGCAACAGCGCCUUUAACACAAGCGUUAUCGAAACUCGAAAUCGCGUUUGGUGGACGACCUACGUGUUGGAAAGAAAGAUAUCUAUUUUUCAUGGCCGGCCUAUCUCGGUGUCUCGGUCAAAUAUCGAUGCCAGUCUACCCAUACAUCAGGACGGUUUACAAUCAGAUGAUUGGCGCAAACGAGCUUCUUACACUGGAGUUUCUGUACAGCUGAUGUACUUUCUCGAAGACAUGUAUCACGAAAUCAACAUCUUGCGCAAUUGUCGAAAGCGAGAGAUAGUCACAAUCGUAUCGCGGCUUGUGUCCAAAAAGGACGGCUUGACCACAUGGUGGCAAUCUCUCCCUCCGGAUACAAUCGACGCAAAUGAGCAACCAACAAUGACACAGUCACGUUCGGCAAUGCACCUAAGACUCGAUUACUGCCUAGUGCGCAUGUUUGUCGGGAGACCGUUUCUACUGAAGAAAGAAACAAAAGACUCUGCGACAAGCCCGUCCGUCCCCGAAAACAGCCCUGGGACCAACGAAAGAAGUGCCUCGAAACUCGUGAGUAGCCGAGAAGAGCUGAUAAGCGACUGCAUCAAAGCGGCAACAGAAGCCCUUGAUAUUUGUCAGCAGCUACGAUCGAGCGGGAUGGGUCUCGCUCGGGCCUCGUAUUCCGAAUACAGUGCGUGUCGAGCAUCGUUGCUGGUGCUGAUUGCCUACUCGAUCCGCAACCUCUCUGACCAAUUCCGCAAGUCGUUAUGUGAGGGAUUGGAUAUGAUACGGGAAAUGUCUGCUGCUGGGGAGUCGGCACGGUCUGAAAUUUCCUUGAUCGAGUCGCUAGAGCGUGCUCUCGCUCGUCUGCACGCUGGAGCACGACCGAACGACGUGGGCAGCCAUAACCAAGCAUAUUCCGAUUCGGCAUACGAAGCAUUCCGCAGCUGGGGAGCCAACUUGGCAGGCAAGAAUGCGCUCGACGCCACUACACCAGCGGUUCCGAAUGCCUCAGGUGGUCAAGCGGAAAUAGACUCCGUGUCUGGCUGGCCUGUAGACUUCCAGGCCCUGUCCAGCAUGGACUUUUUCAGUGCUUAUGACCCCACGGCUGAUCCUCUACUUCAACUACCCGUCUUUGGUACUGAAAAUCUCUCUCCGUCUGAUGGAUGGCUUACCCAGUCCGAGACCGAAAUACUUGGACGAUUCAUUACAGGACCUCAUGGAGGAAACUAGGCACUGCAAGCGAUUUAUAUUAAAAUAAGGUUGAUGGAGCUUAUGUAAAACAGACAAGAACUAAAGCGAUGCUUGUACAAUCCCCUUUGCCAUCUCUGGUAGUGUAUCAGCCAUAACCUCCAUCUGGGCGUCGAAGAUCUCAGCGCAGGGAUCCUGUUCAUAUAUGGUGCAAUAAGCGCCCCGGAAGCCAACCUUGACUGCAGCAGACACGUCCCACAUGUGAGCAGCAGCAAACCACUUGAUAUCAUCCGGUGCGAAUCGAGCUAGGGUUGGCUUGUAUGCAGCCAACGCUGGCUUGGCCACGCCCUGUCCAUCGCAGCUGAUGAGGUUCUCCAGCGGCAUGUCAACGCCAGCGCGCUCAAAGUAUCCGCCCACACGCUUGGUGUCGCCUGUUGUCAAACACCACACUGUGAAGCCGGCGUCUCUUAAUAUUGCAAAACACUCUUUUGCUCCCGGUCGCAACUCGAGGUCCGAAUAUGCCUGGACACAAGCAUCCCUUUCUGCGUCUGUGACGAGUUCCCGUGGUGCCGCAACGCCAACCAUGAACAGCGUGCGGUAGAACAAGGUGCGCAAGACUUCCUUGUAGGGACGAUGGCGCUCAGAGACGGAGAGAAAGGUGAACUCCAGCUCGGCUGCCGUCAUCCAAGUGUAGCCGAAUGCAUUGGCUGUGAUGUGCUUGGCGGCUAGCUUCUCGCCAAUGACACGGUCAAUGCCGUUGUAGAAGGCAUUGAAUGACACGCAGGUGCCGACGACGUCGAAGACCACAUGCUUUUGAUUGGCCAUGAUGGGGGCUUGAUGCCAACCUUGGUUGCAAUCCUAGAGGAUAGAAGAGAGCGGGGCAAGAGGGGAAAGAAAGUUUGGCGAAACAAGAUAAGAUGCGGAUAGAAAAGGCGCAAUGACCUGAGGUUACGUUGUAGACAAUUAUCUCAAGAAGAGACGAGUUACAGCAUCAACAACAACGUGAAAUGGUCUCUUUUAU